Messenger RNA from Ectocarpus sp. CCAP 1310/34, 2963 nucleotides. The record is from the annotation of a GenBank genome assembly. NCBI's taxonomy places the organism in Eukaryota, Phaeophyceae, Ectocarpales, Ectocarpaceae.
AUGCAGCCAUCACUGUCGUCUCUGCCAUCGUCUCCGGUAGAUCCUCUGGACUGGGAGAGGGUAAUCGGCCCGUCGUGCUGCGUGUGCGGGCAGGCGUACAUUCCAGCAGCCGAGGUCGACGACGAGCACAUCACCGGCGGCGGCGGCGGCGGCGGCGGCGGCGGCGGCGGCAACGGCAGAAAGCACAGCAGCCCUUCGUCGCGACAACGAGGCGGCGGCGGGGCAAGGAACGGGGAGGAGAGCUACGUGGUGCUGCCGGACUCGAAGCCCGUGCUCUCCGAGGACUACUUCACCCUCGCUCGAAAUCAACGCCAUGCCGGCGGCGGUGUUGCCGCUGCUGUGGCAUCAUCGUCUCUAGCGGGAGGCGCGAGACUAGCCGGCGCUCGGUCGCAGCAGGCGUCCGGCCCUGGCAUCGGGAGAAGCGUCGGCGGUGGUUCGUCGCUGCCCCCGGGGUCCGAGCUCCUCGAGUCCGGGUUCUCGGCGUACGACGGCUCGGUAGUAGGGUUUGGAGGCGGAUGGACGGGAUCGGGAUUCGGGGCGGGGUCGUCCAUGCUCGACAGCAUCGUCCAGAUCUCCCACGCUGGGCUCAGCGACAACGUCCGGCGGGAGUCCCUGCUGUACGACAUGUCCCAGCGGCCCGCGCGACGGUUUCGGGCUGGAGAGCAGAAGCUUCCAGCUAGCAAGGACGGCGCUUCCGCGGCUCAAGUCGACGGCGGCGAUGAUGAAAGAGGCGGCCGUUUGUCCCAGCGGCAACCGGCGGACAGCGAAGAAGCAGAGGGGCAGGAGGAGUCCGACGACCCGACGCUCUGCUGCCACUGCUACGCGUCGCUGCUGGAGCAAAUAGACGAGGACAGCCGCCUGGCCGACCGGGAGGCCCUGGCGUACCGGGACUUCGUCGAGACCCUCAGCGGCAUCAUCAUCUCGGAAGAUAACGGCCUCGAGUCGGCCGGGCCCACCGCUCCCGGCAGAAGAAGAAAGGCUGAAGGCUUUCCAGCAGCAGCAGCAGCAGCAGCAGCAGCAGCAGCAGUACAUCGCUCUCCUCCCGCUACGACACCACCAGGAGAAGGCGCGGCGGACUCGACGCGGCGCGAGGGUUCCGACAGACAGGAACACGCUAGGAAGGAACGGGGGCGGAGCCUGAGCAGCGGAACUAGCCCCGCGUCCUCCGCUUUAGCUCCUUCUCCGGGCACCGUCAACGUGCAGCAGCAGCAGCAGCAGCAGCAGCAACAACAGGACGAAGAUGACGAUGGAAGCGCGGCUGGGCCGGCGGCGUCGCCGUUCGCGCAGGCGCUGCGGAUGGCCCAGGAGACGAGCGUGCAACUGAGGAGGGAGCUGAGGUCCCUGGAGACGCAGAGGGGGGCGCUCUGCGCGCGGGGGUCCGAGGCGUGGGCGGCGCUGUCGGAGCUGGCGUACGCGCGGGGCGUGCUCGAGGACGAGUGCAGGGAGCUGUUGCAGGCCUCCAGAGAGGUGGCUGAAAACGCGGCGCAUCUGUCGGAGCGAUCGGCUCUCAGCGAGCUGUUCUCGAUCCGGCACGUGGACGGGUUUCCGUCGAUAAACGGUUUCCGGCUGGGUAGAGCUCCCGACGACAAGCGGCGGCUGCACUGGAACGAGAUCAACGCGGCGUGGGGAGAGGCUGUCCUCCUGGUUCGCUGCGUGUCGAACGCGGUAGACUUUCGCUCCAAGCGGUUCCGGCUGGUGCCAUUGAACUGCACUUCCAGGGUGAUCGAGCUGGCGAGCGGAGACAACAGCGGCGGCCGGUCGCAGGAGGACGGGGUGGGUCGGCGAGGGCAUGGCCCCGAACCCACCGCCGCUACCUCGGUAGUGGUCGUGUGCGCGCACGACCUCUUUUCCACCGGCGGCGGCGGCGGGAGGGGCGGCGGCCGCAGCGGCAGCGGGGAAGAGAACCUCCGGCACCUCGCCGCCGUCCGAGCCUUCCUCGCGUGCUCGGCGGAGGUGAUGGCGUUCCUGGAGAGGCGGGUCCUUGAGCGGCGGCUGGAGGGCGAGGUGUCCGCCGGGGCCGCCUGCGUGGCGUGGUCGGACGUCGGGGUGCCGUACAAGCAGACGGAGGACGCCGUCGGCGGGGUUUCCAUAGGCGCGCUUAAGGGCCAGGGGUCCUGGAAGCCGUGGCUGUGCCAGCUGGUGAAGAAUUUGGAGUGGGCGGUGGGCGCCGCGUCCUCCCUCUGCGUGGCGUAGGUUACUGGAAAUGCCGCCUUCACUAUUUACCGCGCCGCACGCAUCAUGGAUUGUCUGUCUCACGCACUACACCCCGAAAAUCUCCGUUCUUCAAGAUUAUUUUCCCCCGAGCUACCGGGAACCAGAUGCUUGUCGCAGUCUGGGUGGUGGCGGUAGUGGUGUGGCUGGUACCUUGCACUGCUGCUUGUACGCAUGUAAAUAUAGCUUGCCGUGGACCAAGGCUGCUUCCCGAAUUGGAUUUUGAUUUGUCGACGACAGGUGAGCCGUAAGGCUUAAUGCGGGGAUGGUCACGCGCGGUGCACCACUAAGAAGCAACGGCGUGCAAUCUCAAUAGGGUUUCUGUCGCAUGUCCAAAAAAAAAAAUCAAGUUUGGGUUUCUUAGCCGCAGCAGAAACCUUAGCUUGCUGUUUCGGGAUGUGAUUUUUGGGAAAACAGCCGAGAGAUGGAGACACGCUCCCUAUCCCCGGCGCCUGGCCGUUUGGUGUGAUGUUGUAUUUGUUGGAUGUGUUGUUUGUGCAAGUUCAACGUGUGUGAGAAAGAGGAACGAUCAAAAUAGCGAUUGGAUGUACAUAAGUGCAACCAAAGCAUGCCGAGAAGCCCGCGUGUGGCGUCCAAAGUGAAGUUUUUCGUCUUCGGUUUGUCUCAGGGGAUGUAAAGCAGGGAAAGUUGUAUGGGGGAACGGCAGGUGGGAAGAAUGAAUGCUACGGUACGGGGUCUCUUGUGCGGCGUUCGGCGGAAUUCGGUUGGAGGUAUGAUCCGUUCGGGCAAAU